Molecule: messenger RNA, 444 nt
Organism: Theileria annulata
Lineage: Eukaryota; Apicomplexa; Aconoidasida; Piroplasmida; Theileriidae
Exons: 4
Coding region: 1-444 (147 amino acids)
Cellular component (GO): mediator complex
Source: RefSeq, a predicted model, not a curated record
AUGCUAUCAUUGUCGUAUUUCAUUUGUUGUGGUCUUCAAUACUUACUUCAAAACACUCUAUACACCUAUGCCGAAAUUAUAUCAACUCUAGACCAAGAGUUUUCCAAAGAACUAAACGACGAGUUGUCGAAUCUGGGUAUGAAAUCUCAAGUUAGUGACCCUGACUCUAACGCUACGCCCGAUAAGAACUUGGAUUCCAAAAUUAAUAAUAUGGACGACUUUAUUGAAGAACGAGUUGAAAGACUUUAUGUUCUGGAUGAGCAAAUUCAAUCUCACAUUGAUUUACUACCUGAUUCUUCUAUUACUCGUGACGAAAUAAACUCCACAAUUUCUGCUCUUGACAGCGAGUGUGAGAAAAGCGCCAACGAACUUGGACGCUUAUUCACAGAGUACGAUAAGAUUUACAAUAAAUUAAAGGACACAAUCAACCUAAACUAUUCCUAA